Molecule: messenger RNA, 924 nt
Organism: Entrophospora candida
Lineage: Eukaryota; Fungi; Glomeromycota; Glomeromycetes; Entrophosporales; Entrophosporaceae
Source: the annotation of a GenBank genome assembly
AUGUCUCGUAAUCAGAUAAAACAAGUAUCUAAAUCAGACUUAAAACACUUCCUCUCUUUAGAUCACACUUCCUUCACAGUCCUUUCAGUUAGCUGUAAACAUAUAGAAAGCACUGACCGUAUCUCAGUAACUUUAUCUAAAAACAGUGCUCGCUCUUUUUACCUUGGAAAACCCAAAAAUCCCACUGAACAGCACUCUUUUUCCCCUUUAACUAAACCAGAUGACUGUCUAAAAGAUGCUCAGAACUGUGUCUACUUCCAAUUCUUUAGUUCUAAAGAAAAAAAACUCUACACUCGCUUCUUAGAUAAAGUAGAAACCGAACCUUUUAAAAUUCCGAUUCAAAAAGUUCCUAAUUCAGUAAAACAGCAUGCUUCCGCUACUCAUUAUCUUCAAUUAUUUCUUCGUAGAACAAGAAUUUCACCUCCUGUUGAAACUGUCGGGCUUACAUUAGCCAGUUAUGACCUUACGGAAGAAAGUCUUUAUGCUCAGCAUGGUUUAAAGGAAAACCACAAAACUUAUCGCUUCUUUAAACACUUGUAUGAUUAUGAAGAAAGAACUGCUAUUUUAAGCGGAAAAAGUAAAUUAGAUCUUGCUACUCAGCAACCGUUAAAUAAUCAACAAACUGUUUUUAGGCGUUAUAACUAUGCUACCGGACAAACUUCUUAUUUCUACCGCACCCAAGAAAAACUAAUCGGCACCGCCUCUAAACCAACCCUCAUUAAAAAACACUACCGUUUAGGAACUCGCUCUCUCAAUCCUACUUCUUUACUCCCCCUCUUUUCUAAACACUCUCAAAAAGAAGUUUAUCUAGCCAGAAAGCCUAAACAGCAACUAGACCAAGACUUCCAAACUUUCUUAAUCACCCGUUUACUCUUACUCUGUAAAACAGCCCAAUUUCUCCAUACUCCACUGGAACAGGAACAA